AUGAAGUUGGGCACCCUGCGACUCCCGUCACAUGACCUUGGCCCCCGAGCUGUGCGGUCUAUGCUGUUCCGCCGCCUCUCUUCCUUUGAUCGUGGCACGUCUUCAGUCCUUGCAGGCCUGUCCUCUGUGACAGCGCGCAUCUUUUGCUUCGCGCCUCAAUGCGCUGGAGAAGCAGCAGGAUCUGGGAACCGGCUUUGCUUAGUCUGGCGUUCGUCAAAUGACUUGACCGUGGCAUGUCACAACUUGGAGGAGUUGGCGCGGCUGCUUGAGACCACAUCUGAGGCAGUUCAGGACCUUCAUACUGGGUUGCGGGAGAACAUCAGCAUUGUGAAAGAUAACAUGAAGAGUCUCGAAGACAAGAUUGCGCAGGCAAUGGCGAGCUGA
Molecule: messenger RNA, 384 nt
Organism: Cladocopium goreaui
Lineage: Eukaryota; Dinophyceae; Suessiales; Symbiodiniaceae
Source: the annotation of a GenBank genome assembly